Molecule: messenger RNA, 2669 nt
Organism: Musa acuminata subsp. malaccensis (wild Malaysian banana)
Lineage: Eukaryota; Viridiplantae; Streptophyta; Magnoliopsida; Zingiberales; Musaceae
Cellular component (GO): cytoplasm
Molecular function (GO): oxidoreductase activity
Source: RefSeq, a predicted model, not a curated record
UGGUCAGUCAAUGCUUUGAUUUCUAUCCGCUUCUGUCACCAAGUAUACGGAGGCCAUAUAUAGAUGUGCUCUUAAGUGACAAGACAGAUCAUCAUCAUCAUCAAACCCCGUCGUCGUCCCCAGGUGUUGCAACUCGUGGUUGCUCCUUCAGGAGGGGAUCCUCUCCCUCCGAUCAUUGUUCGGAUCCAACGAUGAUCGCUGAACCGUGGAGAUGUCAACACCAAAGGCGUCGAACUAAAAGCGGCAUUGCAGCGGAUCCUCACCCUUCUGCCGAUUCUAUAAACUUCGGUCAGCCCACUUCCCUCCGUCGCGAUUCCCUCACGAAACAGGAUCGAGGCCAGUAUGGAAUCCGUCGCCCGCCCGUUACCAAACCCUAACUUGAACAUCCGAACCCUCCCCUCCUCCUCCCCCCGCGGAUCCUUCACAGUGUCCCGCGUCACCUUCGAUCAGUGGCGAAAUCGCCCCCGCCUUAGAGCCGGGCGGCACCGACCCGUCGCCGCCGUCGCGAAUCCAAGGUCCGAGCACGACGUUGUUGUCGUCGGCGCCGGGAUCAUCGGGCUGGCCGUCGCACGCCAGCUCCUGCUCUCCUCCGACCUCUCUGUCGCCGUGGUCGAUGCCGCCGUCCCCUGUUCCGGUGCCACCGGAGCCGGGCAGGGGUACAUUUGGAUGGCGCACAAGACGCCGGGUAGUGAGACUUGGGAGCUGGCUGCGAGAAGCAAGCAGUUGUGGGAGGAGUUGGCAGAGAGUAUACGAGACCAGGGUAAGGACCCAGCAGAAGUACUGGGCUGGAAGAAGACAGGAAGUUUGUUAGUUGGUAGAACUUUGGAGGAGUCAUACAUGUUGGAAGAAAGGGUCAAGCUCCUAAAUCAGGCAGGGUUGCAAGCAGAAUACUUGCCUGCAUCUUCUUUGCAUUUGGAGGAACCAGCAUUGGAAAUUGGAAAGGAAGGAGGAGCUGCUCUUGUACCAGAUGACUGCCAGUUGGAUGCCUCUCAGACUGUUGCAUUCAUUGAAGAGGGUAAUAAGCAGUUCAAUUCACAAGGCAGAUAUGCUGAGUUCUAUAAUGACCCUGCUCUUUCUUUGCUGAGGUCUUCAUGCACACAAACGGUUGAAGGUGUUCAAACAUCCAAGAACAACUUGUAUGCUAAAAGAGCUGUUGUGAUUGCUGCAGGUGCCUGGUCUGGGCCCUUAAUGCAAAGCCUCAUUGUGCAACCAAAUCUUUUGCCAAAUAUACCUGUCAAGCCUAGAAAGGGCCAUCUUCUUUUAUUGGAGAAUUUCAAGGACUUACAACUAAACCAUGGUGUGAUGGAGGUUGGAUAUAUUGAUCAUCAGGUUUUUACCUCGUCCACCAGGUCUUUUACUCCAGGAGCAGUUGAGGAUGAUGAUAAUUUGUCAUCCAUAUCAAUGACAGCCACUUUAGACGUCAAGAGGAAUCUUCUACUAGGGAGCAGUCGCCAAUUUGUUGGAUUCAGUAGAGAAAUGGAUGAAUCUAUUGUUAAACGGAUAUGGGAUCGGGCCGGGGAGUUCUUUCCUGCUCUAAAGUCUCUUGAUAAUAAAAUAGACAAGAUACGAAUAGGACACCGCCCUUAUAUGCCUGAUGGGAAGCCUGUCAUUGGGCCAGUUCCUAGUUUACCAAAUGUUUUUCUUGCGGCUGGGCACGAAGGAAGUGGUCUUUGCCUGGCAUUGGGCACUGCAGAAAUGGUUGCUGAUAUGAUACUAGGGAACCCGAUAACAAUAGAUCAUACACCAUACAGUGUGGAAGGCAGAUUCUGCUGAUAUUUUAUUAGCUGCCAAUGAAUCCUUUAUCAUAGCUAAUAAGGCUGGCAGAUUUUGCUGAUAGCUGCUUACACACUCCCAAAAUCUUAUUUGCUGAAUUGAUAAGGUGCAAUUUAUCAACUUAAUUAAAUCUGCUCAUUCUUGAAAACUUGCUUGUAAUAAUAAAUGAAGGGUCACAAUAUCAGCAGAAGCAUGUUUCAUGUCUGAUGUUUCAAAAAACUGUAUAUUAUGGUUGUUUCUGGUAGGACUUUGUACAACUUUCAUGAUCAUAUUUCCCAUCAAGAAUCUGCUUUUGAUUACAAGAGGGGAUUGUUUUGAGUACAUAUCAAAGACAAAGACUGCUCAACCAAGAUGAAUGGGUUUUGAACUCUGUAUUUGCCGAAGCCUUUGAUUCGACAUUUAAUUUUCUGCAAGCUACGGCAGUAUGUCUAUUGCGGAAGAUUAGGGAAUAAUGAAACCAAGAUUUGCUCAUCUGAAGGCUCUACAAAGGGAGGUGUGAACAUGGCCAGUCAAGUCUGUUCUGAGCCACGAUAUGAUGCGCGCAAUUUGUACAGAAUAAAGAAAGUCGACUCAGAUUUGUUUACAUCACAAGGGUUAGUGUCUGAAAAUGAUCAUGCUAUAUGGUCCAUUUUGUUGGUGGUUGACUGUGAGCACUAAUCUACUGAAUCAUCACAAAUGUUCCAGGUAUCAGGAUGUCACUGGAUAUGUGCAGUGCCAUGUGAGUAGUAAUGUUACUGGGGAUGACACCAGCUCAUGUGAAUCAAGUUUGAAUCGUUUCUCCAAUGAUUGAUGUUCAGUAUGUAUCCGUAAGAGUGUCAGAUGAAGUGAAUUCCAAGCACCAAUACAUUCACUGUAUCUUGUAACAUUUUGGUAUGGAGCAAGAUCUUCCACCUGCA